This is a messenger RNA of Anneissia japonica, 485 nucleotides long. Its product is annotated as phosphatidate cytidylyltransferase, mitochondrial-like. Gene Ontology annotation, molecular function: phosphatidate cytidylyltransferase activity. Gene Ontology annotation, biological process: cardiolipin biosynthetic process; CDP-diacylglycerol biosynthetic process. The record is from RefSeq and is a predicted model, not a curated record. Gene Ontology annotation, cellular component: mitochondrion. The transcript is spliced from 2 exons. Lineage: Eukaryota; Metazoa; Echinodermata; Crinoidea; Comatulida; Comatulidae. The annotation marks the transcript as partial.
GUGACAGUAUGAGUUUUUCGUAAAAAUAAAUAUUUUCAUCCAGUUUUAUCGAAUGAAAAUACGGUAAUACUGAACGAAAAUUCGUAGUCAACGAAAUGAACUAGUCGAAUACGCCCAAUGUUGUUUUUUUUGUGGAGGCGUGCGUCAAUAUACAAUGGGAACCCUCAGCCGUGCCGGUAGGCAUAACAUUUUACACAAGAUACUCUCUACUUUUCCAGCUGGUAUCAACUACGCAUUUGCAUAUGGUUCAGCUGUUUUUAAACAGCAGAAUAAUAUCGAUUCCAAGAAUAUGAUUGAUUUGAUAUUUGUGGUUGAUGAUCCUUCCGAGUGGCAUGCAGCAAACCUCCACCAGAAUUUGCAUCAUUAUUCCAUGCUGCGGCAUUGUGGGAGUGAUUCCAUAGCUAGUAUACAGGAUAACAUUGGAGCUGGUGUGUACUAUAACACAAGAGUUGAGUGUCAAAAUAUGGUAUGUUGCUUAAUGUUAU